Messenger RNA from Eutrema salsugineum, 1452 nucleotides. RefSeq lists its product as uncharacterized. Bases 1 to 1452 code for a protein of 483 amino acids. Gene Ontology annotation, molecular function: protein dimerization activity. The transcript is spliced from 9 exons. Lineage: Eukaryota; Viridiplantae; Streptophyta; Magnoliopsida; Brassicales; Brassicaceae. The record is from RefSeq and is a predicted model, not a curated record.
AUGAGAACGUCACUGAAAGAAAACGAGGAUAGAGCAAAAGAGAAAAAGGGGGUUAAUGUUAUGAGACAAUUUCAUGAUGUAGAUGAUGGUCAAGCUUCUCAUCAAGGUUCUGUGCCUCUGAGUCGGAAAAGAAAGGGUACUACCGAUAUAAACUCAUACUUUAAAAGGGGUUUAGAAGAUCAGGUGCAACCUACCAUAAAGUCAUGUCUGCAAAGCAAGGAAAAGAUUCAUGAUGCUGAUAUGGCAGUUGCUUUGUUUUUCUAUGACGUGUGUAUGCCCAUGAAUGCAGUGAAUUCUACGUUUUAUCAGCAAAAUUACAAGCAUGGGUCAUGGAGUACAUGGGCUGAUACUGGUUGUACUUUGAUGGCUGAUGGAUGGAAAGAUACAAGGAGAAUUUUGUGUAACCUAUUUGCUGACGUUGUGGAGAUUAUUGGCCCCCAAAAUGUGGUUCAUAUGGUGACAGAUAGUGCACAUAACUACAAAGCUGCUGCUGCUAAGCUUGUGGAGAAGCUAACCAGUUCUGCAUCAAAUAUAACUGUGUUUGCGUAUAACCAUAAGCAUAUCUUGAAUUGGUUAAGAAACAGACCAGGGUGGAGAGAGAUAAUUCGUCCUGCAGACACUCGUUUUGCUACAAAUUUCAUAGCUUUGCAGAGUUUGUACGCUCAUAAGGAUGAUUUGCAGAGUAUGGUGGUUGAUGAGGAGUUCAGAAAAAUAUCGAGAUCAGAGAAAGCAAAGCGUAUUAUGUCUCCUUUGAUCCGUUUGCUGCGUAUUUGUGAUUCUGAUGAGAAACCAUCUUUGCCUUAUGUAUAUGAAGGGAUGUAUAGGGCACGGUGGGAUAAGAUGUUACGUCGUGAUAUUUACGCUGCCGCUUACUUUUUGAAUCCAGCUUUCUUGUACGAUACAAAGAACUUUAGUGACAAGCCUGAGAUUACAAGUGGAAUGCUAAAUUUGAUUGAAAAGCAGAAUGGUGGUUUAAGUGAAACAAAACUAGUAGCUACUAUUGGCCGCUAUAGAGAUCGAGAAGGAAGUUUUUCUCGGGAGAUGGCACUUACUUGUAGCAAAACUACUCGACUAGAUGAAUGGUGGAAAUUGUUUGGCUGUGAUAUUCCUGAUUUGCAAAAGCUCGCAGUUCGAAUUCUUAGUCAAACAGCGUCUUCAUCUGGAUGUGAGAGGAACUGGAGUGUGUUUGAACGCAUUCACACCAAAAAGAGAAAUAGGCUGGAGCAUCAAAGGCGCAAUGAUCUUGUCUAUGUUCAUUAUAAUUUACGUCUACAAAACAGAUCAAAGAGAAGUAGAUCAUAUGAUCCAGUUGAUUACGAGUCUAUCGAUAAAACUGAGUUUUGGAUUGUGGAAGAAGAAGACGAAUGGGAGCUUGAUUAUUCAGAGUUAGAAGAUAAUCUUUUUGAAGAAUAUCCUAAAGAUGGUAAUGAAGAUUUGGACAAGGAAGAUUGA